Messenger RNA from Gossypium raimondii (Peruvian cotton), 696 nucleotides. RefSeq lists its product as uncharacterized. The record is from RefSeq and is a predicted model, not a curated record. The transcript is spliced from 2 exons. The coding region runs from base 1 to 696 and encodes 231 amino acids. NCBI's taxonomy places the organism in Eukaryota, Viridiplantae, Streptophyta, Magnoliopsida, Malvales, Malvaceae.
AUGGAGACUCCCAUCAAUUCAAUUAACUCGCAAUUUGAAGCUUUGGUUCAAACGCAAUCUUUGAUCCAAAACUCAGUAUUGCCAGUGGCGGCUGCUGGCGAGGUAGAUGAAGCUACUGCUUUCACUGCUGUUGAAGCUAGGAAACAUUCAGAUUUCUUAUGCCGAAACUACAUCUUGAAUGGAUUGCCGGAUGCACUGUACGAAGUGUAUAGUGUUAAGAAAACAGCUAAGGAAUUAUGGGCAUCGUUGGACCAUAAAUACAAAGCCGAAGAUGCUGGAACUGAAAAGUUCUUAGUUGCUAAAUUCAUGAAUUUUGUAAUCGUUGAUUCUAAAUUAGUUUUGAAUCAAGUGCAAGAACUUCAACUGAUCAUUCACGAAAUUCUUGCUGAAGGGAUGAUAAUAAGUGAAUCCUUCCAAGUGGCAGCCAUUAUUGAGAAAUUGCCUCCUACUUGGAAUGACUUCAAGAAUUACGUAAAGCACAAAAGAAAGGAAAUGCCAAUGAAAGACCUAAUUGUCAAACUUCAGAUUAAAGAAUACAAUAGAGGUAAAGAAAAGAGGCUCAACAAAGCAGCAAAUGACAAUGUUUUUAGGGCAAACAUCAUAGAAGUCAAGAAAAACUGCAAGAAGGGAAAAGAACAGCAGAAUGGGUCUAAACUAGGACCAAAAGGUGGUGUUUCCAAGAAGCAAAAAUUUUAA